AUGGCCAUUCAUCCGUUAAAGGAUCUCUCUGAGGCCGAGUUCAAGCUCGCCGGCGACGUCGUGAAGGAGCUCUACUCCUCCGAAGUGACGCUCUUCUUCCGCGCAAUCUACCUGCAAGAGCCGAAGAAAGCAGAGCUCAUUCCCUUCUUGCAAGCCGAGCAUGAAGGCACCCUCAGCGACAGCACGCCGCGCCCUCCGCGACGGGCGCGGCUCCAGUACGAUGUAAUCAAGAACGGGAAGCUCCCGGAGUACACAACAUCCAUCGUCGACCUCGAAAAGAAGACAGAAGCCGAGCGCAUCGUGGCCAAGCCAGAGUCUCAGACCGGCUACACCCCCGACGAGUUCGGCGCCUUCCAAGACGCCUGCAUCGCCUCUCCCCUCUUCAAAGACGCAAUGUCGGAGUUCUCCCUCCCCGAGAACUUUACAGUCACGAUUGACCCUUGGCCCUACGGCGGCCCAGACCCAUCGGACGGCGCCAUCCCACGCACAAUGCAAGGCCUCGUCUUCGCCCGCGACGCCGCCGCCGACAACCUGGACUCGAACCACUACGCCUACCCGAUCCCCAUCAUCCCCGUCAUGGACUUCACCACCAAGAAGAUCGUCCGCGUCGACCGCCUCGCCACGGGCGGCAAAGACGACUCCCUGCACCCGCAACCCAGGAACACUUCCGCCGGCCCCAAACCGCUCUUCACGACGAAGAUCACCCCCGGCGCUGAGUACGUCCCGGAACUGCUCGACGUCCCCCAGCGCGCGGACCUGAAACCCAUCAACAUCACGCAGCCUGAAGGCGCCAGCUUCACGGUCCACAGCGACAACCUCGUGUCCUGGCAAAAGUGGCGCUUCCGCCUCGGCUUCACCCCGCGCGAGGGCGCCGUCCUGCACGACCUCUGCUACGACAACCGCCCCGUGCUCUUCCGCCUCAGCUACAGCGAGCUCACCGUCCCCUACGGCGACCCGCGCCCGCCCUUCCAGCGCAAGCAGGCCUUCGACCUCGGCGACGGCGGCUUCGGCCGCGUCGCGAACAACCUCGAGCUCGGGUGCGACUGCCUCGGCGCGAUCCACUACUUUGACGCGUUGCUGGCGGAUGCGGGGGGCAACCCGACGGUGGCCAAGGCGGUGGUGUGUCUGCACGAGCAGGACAACGGGAUCGGGUGGAAGCACACGAACUUCCGCACGAACCGGGCGGUGGUGACGAGGUUGCGGGAGCUGGUGGUGCAGUGCGUCGUCACGCUGGCGAACUACGAGUACGUGUUUGCGUACAAGCUCGACACGGCGGGGGGGAUCACGCUGGAGACGCGGGCGACGGGGGUGAUGAGCGUGGUGGCGAUGGACGCGGGCAAGACGGAGAGCGAGUACGGGGUCGUCGUGGCGGACGGGGUGCUGGCGCAGAACCACCAGCACGUGUUCGCGGUGCGGAUCGAUCCCGCGGUGGACUCGUACGCGGCCGGGGACACGGGGGUCGUGGUGGAGGAGAGCGUGCCGGUGGCGAUAGACGAGCGGACGAACCCGUAUGGGAAUUUCUAUAAAGUGGUGAAGCGGGAGGUGGAGCGCGCGUGCUGGGUGGACGCGGAGCCGCGGGUGAACCGCGUGGUGAAGAUGCAGAACCGGCGGGUGCGGAACGCGGUGAGCGGGCGGAACGUGGCGUACAAGCUUGUGCCGAGCGCGACGCAGCUGAUACUCGCGGACGAGGCGAGCCAGGUGAGUAAGAGGGCCAAGUUCGCGCGGCACCAUGCGUGGGUGACGGGGCACCGGGAUGAGGAGCUGUGGGCGGCGGGGGAGUUUACGAACCAGAGCGUUGAGGAGGAGGGGGGCGUGUGGGAUAUGGUGCAGCGGGGGGACUGGUUUGGCGAUGGUGAUGGUGAUGUUGGGGAGAGGAACGGAGGAGGUGAGGGGAGGAAGAGUAGUCCGGUCAUCUGGAGCGUUUUCGGGCUGACGCACAAUCCUCGGGUUGAGGACUGGCCUGUGAUGCCCGUCGAGAUCCAUCAGAUGCACAUCCGGCCUGCGGAUUUCUUCACGUCGAACCCGGCGCUGGAUAUGCCUGGGGUCAGGAACAAGACGAGCGUGAUUGUGCCGUGCUGUGGAGAGUCAGGACAGAACGGGGCAAACGGGGCGAAGCAGGGGGGUAGUGUGCAGAGGGAUCCGGCGGCGCAUCUUCAGGGGCCGGGACCGGAUGUUGAUGCUGAGGAUGUCGGGGCGCAUACGCGAUAG
Colletotrichum chrysophilum is the source of this 2208-nucleotide messenger RNA. RefSeq lists its product as uncharacterized. The record is from RefSeq and is a predicted model, not a curated record. Gene Ontology annotation, biological process: amine metabolic process. The transcript has 3 exons. Bases 1 to 2208 code for a protein of 735 amino acids. NCBI's taxonomy places the organism in Eukaryota, Fungi, Ascomycota, Sordariomycetes, Glomerellales, Glomerellaceae. Gene Ontology annotation, molecular function: copper ion binding; primary methylamine oxidase activity; quinone binding.